AGGUCGGAACGUAUUAUUUUUAAAAAACUCAUUGAAAAACUUGGAGAAUCUCCCGAGAGUGAUGAAGAAAGCCCGGAUUUUAAUAGUAAUACCAUACCAAAACCUGGAAGCGCAAAACAUACAAGUUUGUCAAAA
Messenger RNA from Entrophospora candida, 135 nucleotides. The record is from the annotation of a GenBank genome assembly. Lineage: Eukaryota; Fungi; Glomeromycota; Glomeromycetes; Entrophosporales; Entrophosporaceae.